ACCUGCCGGCGAGGCGGGUUCCGCGCCUAAGCGCUCCCCGACCCCCCAUGGCUCGGCUCCCCGGGCGCGGACCCCGGCACUCGGGCCGCGUGGCGCGCGGGCAGGCGGACUCCAGGGGCGCUGUUCCCGCAGCCUAAGCGCGGGCCUCGCUGCGCGCGGGGGGCGUGGGCGCCGCUCCCUGCUGGCCCGGGUUGUGCACCUGGCCGGCUCUGCGCCCGCGGCGCGCGUCCCGACGGCCGGCGGCGCUGGAUGCAGUCAGGCCUCGGAGGGCGGCGCGGCGGCCGCGGCCCCUGGGGACAUGUACCUGCUGGAUGGCAGCGGCGAGCCCGCGUCGCCGCCCGCGGACGCGAUGCCGCGCGGGACGCCCCCCCGGAAGACUGUCUACCGCAUCUCGGUGACCAUGGUCAGGAAGGAGCAGCUGGCCGCUCCAGCUGCGCUCCCCGCUCGGCGGCCCCGGCCCGCGCGCUCCCCGGACGCGCCCGGGCGGCUGGAAGAAGAGGCCGAGGAGGCGGCCGCUGAGGAUCCUGAGGCCGGGCCGCGCGCCUGGGACUUCCGCGCCUUCCGCACGCGCAGCACCGGGCAACUGGAGCUCGGGCGUCUGCGGCCUUGCACGCGCGGCGGGGAGCCCGCGGACCUGAUGGGCAGCCCCUCGGCCGAGGGGCCCAGCAGCCCCGAUGGGGAGGAGGCUCGGGCCGCGCCCCUGCGGCGGAGUCUGAGCUUCAGGCACUGGAGCGAGCCCGAGCCGCCGCGGAGCCCUGCGCUGAGCGGCGGGAGGCGCCACAGUAGCUCUGGGAGCCUAGCAUGGGUGCCCGACGAAGAGGUCGAGGCGGAGAUCGGCUCGGAGCUGGUGACCGGAGCGCAGCCUGUGGCGGAGAAGCGCAACACCUUGGAUGUAGGCGAGGUGCUCAGCAAGAACGAUGCGCUUUCGGACUUGGAGCGCUGGGAGCGCAGCAAGAGCAAGAACCGCACUCUGGACAACAGCGACCUGCAGCGGCUAGAGCGCGCGCGCGCCGCGGCCGCCGGCCCCGGGGCAGCCUCGGAGCACCGGCUGCUGCGCUUCUUCAGCGGCAUCUUCGCGCGCAGGGACGGUGGGCCCUCACCCCGCAGCGGCGCCCUGCGCUCCCGCGGUUACUUCAGUCUGCGGCGGGCUCCAGCCGACACACACUCGUCUAGCGCAGAGAGCAUCGAGGGGUCUCCGCGCAGAGAUGCUUUCGUGAACAGCCAGGAAUGGACACUCAGCCGAUCUGUACCGGAGCUCAAAGUGGGGAUUGUGGGUAACUUGGCCAGUGGCAAGUCUGCGCUGGUGCACCGGUACCUGACGGGCACAUACGUGCAGGAGGAAUCUCCAGAAGGUGGCAGGUUCAAGAAGGAGAUUGUGGUUGAUGGGCAGAGUUACCUGCUGCUGAUUAGGGAUGAAGGGGGCCCCCCGGAGGCACAGUUUGCCAUGUGGGUGGAUGCUGUCAUCUUUGUCUUCAGCCUGGAGGACGAGAUCAGUUUCCAGACUGUCUACCAUUACUACAGCCGGAUGGCCAACUACAGGAACACCAGCGAGGUCCCUCUGGUGCUGGUGGGGACCCAGGAUGCCAUAAGUUCCACCAACCCCAGGGUCAUUGACGAUGCCAGGGCACGGAAGCUCUCCAAUGACCUGAAGCGGUGCACGUACUAUGAGACAUGCGCCACCUAUGGGCUCAACGUGGAGCGCGUCUUCCAGGACGUUGCCCAGAAGAUUGUUGCCACGAGGAAGAAGCAGCAGCUGUCCAUAGGCCCCUGCAAGUCCUUACCCAACUCACCAAGCCACUCCUCUGUGUGUUCUGCCCAGGUGUCAGCCGUGCACAUCAGCCAGACAAGUAAUGGAGGUGGAAGCUUAAGUGACUACUCUUCCUCAGUCCCUUCGACCCCAAGCACCAGCCAGAAGGAGCUUCGGAUCGAUGUCCCUCCCACUGCCAACACGCCGACGCCUGUUCGGAAGCAGUCCAAGCGCAGAUCCAACCUGUUCACGUCUAGGAAAGGGAGCGACCCAGACAAAGAGAAGAAAGGCCUGGAGAGCCGUGCGGACAGCAUCGGGAGCGGGCGAGCCAUCCCAAUUAAGCAGGGCAUGCUGCUGAAGAGAAGUGGCAAGGCACUAAACAAAGAGUGGAAAAAGAAGUACGUCACCCUGUGCGACAACGGCGUGCUGACCUACCACCCCAGUCUACAUGAUUACAUGCAGAAUGUCCACGGCAAAGAGAUUGACCUCCUGAGAACCACUGUCAAAGUGCCGGGGAAGAGGCCACCCCGGGCCACGUCGGCCUGUGCACCCAUCUCCAGCCCCAAAACCAAUGGCCUGUCCAAGGACAUGAGCAGUUUACACAUCUCACCAAAUUCAGGGAAUGUCACUAGUGCGUCUGGGUCUCAGAUGGCAAGCGGCAUCAGCCUGGUCUCCUUCAACAGCCGACCCGAUGGCAUGCACCAGCGCUCCUACUCUGUCUCCAGUGCCGACCAGUGGAGUGAUGCUACAGUCAUUGCAAACUCAGCCAUCAGCAGUGACACGGGGCUGGGUGACUCGGUGUGUUCCAGCCCAAGUAUCUCCAGCAGCACCAGCCCCAAGCUUGACCCGCCCCCCUCCCCUCACGCCAACAGAAAGAAGCACCGGAGGAAGAAAAGUACCAGCAACUUCAAGGCCGAUGGGCUCUCGGGCACUGCUGAAGCCAAACGCAAAGCAUGGAAACUAAACCGUGUUGGUAGCCUGCGAAACAUAUACAGCAGCAGCAGCACCAACACCGAAGAGCAAGAAGAAAACUUUGAGUUUAUCAUUGUGUCCCUCACUGGCCAGACAUGGCACUUUGAAGCCACCACAUACGAGGAGCGAGAUGCAUGGGUCCAAGCCAUCGAGAGCCAGAUCCUAGCCAGCCUCCAGUCCUGUGAGAGCAGCAAGAAUAAGUCCCGACUAACCAGCCAGAGCGAGGCCAUGGCACUGCAGUCCAUCCGUAACAUGAGAGGGAACGCCCACUGUGUGGACUGUGACGCCCAAAACCCUAACUGGGCCAGUUUGAACUUGGGAGCCCUCAUGUGCAUCGAGUGCUCAGGGAUUCACCGGAAUCUUGGCACCCAUCUCUCUCGGGUCCGGUCUCUAGAUCUUGAUGACUGGCCCAUGGAGCUGAUCAAGGUGAUGUCAUCCAUCGGGAAUGAGUUGGCCAACAGCGUAUGGGAAGAAAGUAGCCAGGGACGGACAAAACCCUCAUUGGACUCCACAAGGGAAGAAAAAGAACGAUGGAUCCGGGCCAAGUAUGAACAGAAACUCUUCCUGGUCCCGCUGCCGUGUACAGAGUUCUCCCUGGGACAGCAACUGCUGCGUGCCACCGCCGAGGAAGACCUGCGGACUGUCAUCCUGCUCCUGGCCCAUGGGUCCCGGGAUGAGGUGAAUGAGACCUGUGGGGAAGGAGAUGGCCGCACAGCUCUGCACCUGGCCUGCCGCAAGGGCAACGUGGUCCUGGCUCAGCUGCUAAUCUGGUACGGGGUGGACGUCAUGGCUCGAGACGCCCACGGGAACACGGCACUGGCCUAUGCCCGGCAGGCCUCCAGCCAGGAGUGCAUUGAUGUGCUGCUUCAGUAUGGCUGCCCCGAUGAGCGCUUUGUGCUCAUGGCUACCCCUAACCUGUCCAGAAAGAACAACAGCAGGAACAGUAGUGGGAGAGCACCCAGCGUCAUCUGAGGUCAGCCAGCACUGCACCUGGGACCCUGCACCCGCCUGCUCCGGAAGUCACAGCACGUGAGUCCCUCAGUUCCCUCCCUCUUCCUGGUGGUCACUUCCACCCACCUGCCACUCACACACUCCACACGACCCUCCAAACCUGGACACCGUCAAGGGGAGAAGAGGAGGCUGGAGGCCACAGAACCGAACUCUCUUCCCACACUCCGGAAGCAACGCUGGAGGGACCAACAACCUCCCGGCUUUGAGGAUAGCACACGACCGACCGGGGACCCCUGAUCCAAUGACCUGGAGCACAGGGGGAGGGGUAGCAAGGAGAAGGGGCAUCUUCCCCUAACUGGCAGUUAAGCACAUCAGUACAUUUCACCUCGACCAAAAGGAGGCUUGGAUUUCACGUCUUCUCUGGGGAGCUUGACGGCAUAAAUCAGAAGCAAGCACAGUUUGUCAGGUCUGAAGCCCCUAUGAUGGUAGGUGUCAAAUCAUUUGUAGCUAAUCUGUCCAGGGAGAAUACUGGCUUCAUUACACUUGUAUAGUCGAGUUCCUCCAGCAUUACCGCUGUUUAAUAGAACGUGAUUAGUCAUCACCGGGAAGAAGGCAUAUUAGCCGAGGAGGUAGUUACACGGCACGCUCCGGUGAUUGCCACGAUGUGAUUGCAGUGGGUUUAGAAGCAUCAUAUUAUCCCAGACAUGUCUCUCCAGCCCUUGGAGCCCUCCUUUCUAAAUUCACUGUCAUAAUUUAGUAUCUGUUUAAUUUUUCAGUCCAAAGAGAGGAAACCAGUUGCCGGGUAUUAUUUGACUGCAAUCUCCUUCCUUGGUGCAAAAACAAAAUGGAAAAAAAUAAAUAAAUAAAUAAGAAUAACUUGGAAAUUCAAAAAGAAAUCAUGAAUCCAGCUGAAAAAAAAAAUAGCUUCUCAAGUAUGCUCCAAAACUAAGUAAAUACAUAAAAUGCUAUUUUUUUCCCCUGUGGCCACAAUGGAUGUGUCAGGCCUCAGUUACUCCCGAUCCACAAGGUCUAAGUUACCCAGGUUUCUGUCAUAGAGAAGAUGUGUGAAAAUCUAUUUGAAUAAAAGAAGUUCAUAAAUAUGCAUUGAUUUUUGUGCAGACAAAUGGCACCUCUGUUAAUUUAUAAAUUGAGCUGGAUGGGAACUAAUAAUGUGCAACUAGUUGAGAUCAGAGGGUUACAGAUCAUUGUACAUGGGAAGUGCUCCCAGCAGUAAACACUUCCAUUAAUGUGAUAAACAGCUUUUUAAAAGGUGCAUAUCAGAAUAAGAUGGUGGUACAAUUUGCUUAUUAAAAUCAGGAAGGGAUGGGGGAAGGGAAGGAGAGAGCAGAUGAGUGUGGCCCGGAGCAUUGGAGUCCUCAUCCCAAAGGCCAGAUGUAGAGCCCAGGCCACUCCUGCCAUCCAAAAGCGAGGGGCCAUGGCAGAAAGGGCUGAUUUUCGGAACGCCAGACCCACAAAGGCACCCUGUGAGCAGCUGGCUCCUGGGAGCCCAUAGACUCUACAAGGUCCAUCCCGUCUGUUUCUAACUUGAUGACUGAUUUGCCAUCGUGGGCCACAGGGUGUAUCAGAUGCCGGCCACCUUCAGCACAGUGGUCAAGAACACCAAACUGUGACACUAUUUAGUUACAAAAAGGGGGGGCAGCCUUGCCAGAGUGCCCUCGUGUCAGUGUGGCAGAGGAAAGGCCAUCACACUGGAAGACAGGACACUGGGCAAAGCCACCACCGGCCACCCUGUGGAGACACUCCUUGCUCUCAUAUACUGAACUAUAUAUUUUGUAAGAGUUUUUUUUCCGCUUCUUUCACUUUUUUAAAAAAAAAGACUAUCAAGUAGAUGGGAAUGAAAGUCAAGCUUUAGACAGCGUUUAUAUGUGGGUGAGCAUCUCGCAGAGAUCUCCAGUCUUUACAAGCUGGGGCCGACCAGUAUCCAAAAAUGUCACAGGUGCGAAAGCCAGUCUGAGGCUGCUGCGCUCAGUGCCACAAGCCCCACGCCGGGCUGUCCACCCUGCUGUCCAUCACUGUGUCGUCACUUUAAAUGUGAAUAGAGAAAACAAGCUGUCCUGGCCUAUUUUUGAAGAAUGCAUUAGCACCCAGCCCUGCAACCCGCGUCCGCCUCCACGUAGCCUUUACCAUAGACUUCUAUAGAGAACACAGAUUAAAUUGUUAAAUUAUUUCCAUGUGGUUAAUUCCCACUAGAGGAGUGCUUUUAUCACAGGGGAGCCUACUUCAGAGAGGAAGUGGGAUCCUUUGCGAGGCUUCUCUUCGGGGUGUAUAUGAGUGUGUACAUAGUACUAUGUGUUUAUAAUACGAUAUUUUCCCGAAUGA
Phodopus roborovskii (desert hamster) is the source of this 6010-nucleotide messenger RNA. RefSeq names its product ArfGAP with GTPase domain, ankyrin repeat and PH domain 1 (gene Agap1). Bases 299 to 3691 code for a protein of 1130 amino acids. The record is from RefSeq and is a predicted model, not a curated record. Gene Ontology annotation, cellular component: nucleus. Gene Ontology annotation, molecular function: GTPase activator activity; protein binding; GTP binding. The transcript is spliced from 19 exons. NCBI's taxonomy places the organism in Eukaryota, Metazoa, Chordata, Mammalia, Rodentia, Cricetidae.